UCCCCUCCUUUCAUUCUGUCUCUGCAUCCCGCUCUGCCUGAGCCUCAUUUUACUGUCUAUAUCCCAAUUACCCCUCCCAACAUGCCUCUCUCCCCCUAGCUCUCUCCCCGUUCUACCACCCCUCCUACCAGUAACCCCAACACCUUCUCAAGUUCGGAUGCGAUAACACGCGUGGGUAACAACAAUAAUCAAUUCCAUCCGAUAGUUAUUUGCGUUCUCUAUAAAAUCUCCCGGGAAUGUGAACCGUGUCUGAAACUCUGAAUUCAUCGUGAAGCGUCUGCUCCAGAAGGAAUAUAUGUGAAUUAUAAAUGGAAUAUGUCACUUAGUUCAACCAAUGGAAUUCUUCUUGCCACUUGUUUGAUGUUUAUUGACAUAAAAAGCUGCCACAAGCGACGAGAAUGGAAGACGAGGCGGCGAGCGUAAAUCUUCCACUUUCGCUAGCUCAAAUCACGGCGUUCCGUCCGGGUAAACAAGCGUACAAUGGAUUCGGUGAGCGAGAAGUUUUGGCCAUUUGCAAGGAAUGUUGUUCGGCUCUCCAACGGGUUGUGGAUUCGGGAAAUGAAGAUGGCCUGGUGGUCUGCCCCGAUUCCUUUAUUCUGCAUCCGAAUGGGAAUAUCACAGUUAUCAAAUCAGAAGGUGAUGUUGGUAAUGAGUUUCAAGCCCCUGAGAGUCAAACGAUGGGAUUUUCAGAAAAGUCUUGUGUAUAUUCUCUUGGGGAGACACUGCUGAAUCUGAAGAACAACUGGCCUGAAGAUAGUACCUUAUAUCACCUGCUUCAGAAUCUAACAUUGGAUGAUCCUAACCAAAGACUUGCAUUGGCAGAAGUUGACCUAAUCUGCAAACACUCACUUCACAGACUCUCGGGGCAAUAUAAGGAAGGAGAUAAACACUAUGGAUGGCACAUUGUACCAAACACACAGGAUGCUACUAGUAGUAGGCAAGAAAGAGUUUCAUCAGGAGAUGAGCCCUUAAACCAGUCAACCAAAGAUAGCACCGGAGACUCAUCCUGUCCUCUCACCUUGAAUGAGCUUAUUCAGCAACCUCAGGAAGACAUAAUUCUUGUCAAACCUGUUCCUUCACAAGGCAAGAUGGCAUCAGGCGGCAAUCUUGGUCCCCCAAGCCUUGAGGCAUUUGGGAAUUUAUCUACAAGAGCUCAAGAAAUCCUGAAGAAAAUCUACUCAUCAGAGAGCUCAUCUAAAUCAGAGACUAGUGGAAUAUCCAAAGUAGGUUCUGAUUCCAAUAUUUCCAGCAAUGAAGUAAAACAUUUUGGAUUUGAUAGUGAAGGGAGGUUGGCUCAUUCAAAUCCAGCUUCAAAACGGAACUCGUUAGUGUCAAUGAGUGACUCUCUCUUAAGCCCGCUAAGUGGAAGUCCAAGGGAACAUAGUCUUUCAAGAAGAUACAGUGAUACUGAUUCUAAAAUAUCGGGUAUUGGAUCUGGGACUGUAUCAUCACCGUUAAAUGUGUCGCCUGUUCCAAUCAUCACAGUGUCAAGGCCUGAAUCUGAAACACCUCCCCUGCAAAUGUCAAAUGACAAACCAAGGGCACGAUCUCUGGACUCGGCUGUAACCGCUCAGGUGUCCAGUGCAUUAACAAAGUUCAUCAAGUCUAGGAAAAUUAGUGGUGUUUCUAAACCUCUUGAGAAAUCAACAGAUGCAUCGCAGGAUUCUCAAAAAGUGUCAGAAAGACUCUGUAGAGACAGCGUGGACUACUCAAGUUCCCUUGGAGGAACGGACGAUGAAUGCUCCAGUGGACACAAAACAGAUGGUGAUUGGUUUAUGCUGGAUGAUCCUUUUGCGGAAACAGAGUCAGAACCUGAGGGAGACACACUGCUUUCAAAUAGAAUACGCUCAAAUAGUAUCGCGACUUGCAACCUAUUCAACUCUAAGCCAUCAGCAUUUAGGGCAACCCAGUUAAAAACUGCCAGAAAGUCAACUACAAGUCUGUCACAUCUAUCUGAAAUCCAAGAAGAGGAAAAUAAGCCUUCAUCAGGUAUAACAUCACAUACUGUGGAGAAUGAUACUUCAGCUUAUUCAAAUAUCAAAGAUCUUGCACAGCUUCGAUAUAAGAGAGCAAGUGAGAUCCGACCUCCUGAAUCUCAUGAUCUAUUUUCUAGUACUACAACCCAUUUCACGCCAAUUGUACUAAGUUCUACAAAACCUGAAGGAUCUGUUAGUUCACCUAUUAUGGAUAUAGCAAAAGUAAAAGCAAAGAAAGCAAUGGAGCUCAUCAAAUCAGACCUUAAGGUGUCCAGGAAAGAAAAGCCACCACCAUCAAUGCUACAAGAUCUUGAAAAUGAUGCAGCUGAUUUUGUUCCAGUAGAUCAAGGAAACAGUUUGCAACCUGUUAAAGAAAUGGCUGAGCUAGAGGGGAUGAGUGGAAAAAGCAAAAGUGAAAAACAAAUUUCAGAAAAUGUGGAAAGUCAGUCUAAAUCAGAGCUUACUACUGAUCAGAAAUUAAAGUUGUUAUUUGAAAAACACGGCCUUGCAUCCCCCAAUCCAUCUCCUUGCUCGUCGCCAAAUCCAGCAGGAUCAUCAAGACUUUCAAGGGUUUCUAGGAUCACACCACUUCUUGAAGAGAAUGAGAAGCAAUCAAGUGAUGCAGGAGAAGUGCCGGUUAAACAUUCGGGAAGAGACACCAUGGACAAACAGGAAGUAACUAAAGAAAUUGAUCCAGUAGUGGAUUUGAGAGCAAAGAGAAAAAUUUCAGGUAGCCAAAAUGUUUCUUCCCCAAUCUUCAAAAGGGAACCUGUCACGGUGGUCCAACAUUCUCCGUUGAUGAAGGAAGUAGGUUUUGCUCCCAUAUUCAAACCUGAAGAAAAAUCUGCAUCAGAUGGCUUGUCUAGUAAUUUAUCAGUAGCUGAAGUAUCAGCGAGGAAGAGUCCUUUAGUAUUCCUACACCGGUCCUCCUUGGAAAGUAAUGAACCACAGAAGACUACGCCGGUAUGUGACAAUGCAAGUGAUCCUUCUAAAUAUGGAAUAAAUGAAAGGGGGAGAAUAGAGGAAGUAAAGAAUGAAGUAGAACAUCCAGUGAAAAGUGUGGAAGACAUUAGAUUAAAGGAAGAACCUACCGAUAUUGAUAGAACAACUGAUCUCAAAGCAAGGAGGUCAAAUAAAUCGGCCAUGAAAGUGGUUUCAACACCACAAGCGGGCAACAUAUCUAGUGAAUCAGGUUCUCAGGAGAAAACAGCAACAGAACUUGUUAAGACAGGAUCCAUCUUGUCUCAAGGGACUUCUGAAAUAUCAGAUCCAGCUACAGUGACUUUGAAUGCAUUGGAGAAACGAGAUACACCAAAUCAACUUGCCAAUAAGAACAUUCCAAUUCAGGUUCAACUCCAGCAAGAUCCUGAAACUGGGCUCUACAGAGUUCUACCAGUGGGAGCUCCCUUGCAAGGGCUACCCAUGCAUAUUACUCCAUCCUCGUCUACUCCAACAUCUCCUGUGCAAUCCGUUACAAAUAGCACUACUGCAAUUAUUUCUCCGGGUACGACGCACACCCCCAGCCCUAGUUCUUUGGUAUCAACUUCACCGGGUGGAAACAAGCUCACCCCAAGAAAGAAAAAGUUUGUGGACACCAGCAGCGAUCCAGACUCUUCAGCGCUUUCCCAUCGGUAUCAACAUAGAAAUCCUCCAGAGCGCAGGAAAGAACACACCAAGAAGAGGACUGAACGGUCAAAGUACUCCGUGUCUCCUCACAAGAAGUCGUUGAAUAAACUGUCCAACUUGAUAACGGAUUCCGAGAGCAGCGAGUCCUCUUUCUCCAGUCCUGUUCCCGUCCUGGGUCAUGAGAAGAGCCAGGCGCACAUCCGUCCGCAUCGGAAGAAACCCACCAGGUCACCGGCUAGUUCCUCUCAUGGAGAUUCGGAUCACAGAAAGGAGAGACACAAAGAUCAGGUGAAUGCCAUGAGAUCGCCUCAAGUUGAGAAGAUUUAUCGGGAGCAUGGUCACCGGUCUCAGAGUAAGCCAAGAGAAAAGAGCUGCCCUACCCCACCUUCCAACAGUUCUACCCCAACAGGGGACCACAAAUCACAGAUGAAACUAUCUCACCACAACCGCCUAAGGUCCACUCAAGCUCGCCUCACCACCGACGACAUGGAUGAUACCCGACCAGUGGACCAUACCUUGAUGCUUAGCUCGCCAGUAUCGGUAUCGAUGUCGUCGCCGUCGAGGGAUAGUGGUGUUCACCUACGCUAUGCGACGUCGAGCGGUGAAGACCUUCCAUUGAUCCAGGAGGCUCAUCUUGCGGAUGCUCUUCAGGGUAACUCUCAUCUCAAGAAAGUCAUCAAGCAGAUCAGACAAGCCUUUGCCUUUGACGGAUAUCUUGAAAAUGGUGUGGAAGAUCUCCAGAUGGCUGAAUACAUCUCAUCCCUGGCCAGCGUGACAUAUACAACCUUCUCCAGUGCAGUUACUGAGAAAUUUUGUGAUCUAUAUUGGGAAGAAGAACUCCUUGAAGGAUUAUAUGAAGCAGUCAACGGAAAGAAACCUGCUCAGCCUACUACCAAGAGUACACCAACAUCACAGAAGUCCAGUGAGGUCAAUAGGAAGUCAAAAGAAACCGCUUUAGCAGCAAAGGACUUGAAGAUAGGAAGAGAUCAAUCUAGAGGAAGGAAUGAAACAAAGAGAAGCUCCUCCGAGAAGACAUCUGGAGAGAGUGCAAGAAAGAUGGCUUCCAAAUCCAAUGAGCCAAGAGGAAAACAUGAAGAAGGAGAAGGAAAGAGUAGAGAAAAGGUAGCAGAAAGGAAGUCUGCAGCAAGUAAAGAUGCCAAGAGCCACAGGACAGGGUCAAAGACAGAGGGAAGUAGAGAAAGGAAGACCUUGUCUCCGGAACCACCGAGACCAACAUCCUCAAAGAAGCUGUUGAGUGAAGGUGAUGGUGAGAAAGGUAGUCAACAAGGACAAGGUCGGUCCAGUGAAACAAGACGUAAGAAGUCCACAGAGGAUAUCAAGGCAGAUUCAAAACGGGUACAAAGGCAAGGACAGGCUAGAGAUAAAUCCUCUGGGGAAAAGAAGGAGACCAGGGUUACCCAGAAGGAUGAAUCUGAGAAGAAGCAAGAACAUAUUGGUGGACAUGUCCAGAAUGGUAGUGAGGGUGGAAAGGAAAGCAGGAGAACUCGUAGCGAAGAGGCUUCGGCUAGUCGGUCCCGUAAAGUUAGCGCUGAUAGCAAGGAUGGUAGAGAGAGUAGAAACAGCAAAGAUGGAAGGGAAAGUAGAAAUAGUAGAGAUGGGAGGGAAAGUAGGAAUAGCAGAGAUGGGAGGGAAAGAAGAGCCGGAAGAGUAAAUCACGAAAGGAGAGAAGAUAGUGUGCAGAGAAGAAAGUUUGAUACUACAGAAGAAGAGGAUAUCCAAAUGCUUUCACCUUCGAAUACCAGUAAAACAAGUGUAAAGCCACGCAUAGGGAAGCUGCAAGAAAUAAAUGAUGAGAACGGAAAUACGAAAUCUCAAGAGUCUCUGCUGUCCUCAUUUAAAGACUCAUCUCAUGGAGACCAUGACAGUCACGACUCAUUGCUAGAUCAUCUGAACGAUAGUUCCUACCUUUCCAGUACCAGUGAUCUAUCCUCUAGCCUCCCCUUGCCAAAGCAACAAUCAACACCAUUGCUUAGUAAGACUCUCCCUGUAACCAAAACAGAAGUGAUCCAAUCUAGGCUUACCCCAGUUGGUAGACACUCCCCAGGUGGCAUUCAAGGCCCUCUUGGUUCUUCCCGACGUGAUAGCAUUGCCUCGUUCAGUAGCACGUCAUCGGGAACAUCUUCACGUACGCACCAGAGCUUUGCAACCGGCUCAUUAGCAGACUCCAUGCUGGAGAGUUCCAUUGAGGAAAACAGGCUAGUCAUGCCCAGCGGCGUGUUAUUCAGUGGGGAUAAAGUGGAUCCAUCGGUUGCGGAGUAUGCACAAAACCUGACUGGAUGUGGAGAAACCCAGAACUCAAUAGAGAGCAAAAUAUCUGAAGUAGAUCAACAGCUGACUCUAGAGAAGCGAUCUCAGAAGAAGACAGCAAAGUUCUACCGUAAGCUUCAGGAGAAGGUUACUUCUGAGAACAAGGGGAUCGCGUCCAAGGUCAAGCAAGAGCUUGCAGAAACCAACCAAAAGAUUGAGUUCUUAGAAUCAGCCAAGAGGCAUCUUGAGAUGUUGUAUGCUGAACAGUGGGGACUGGACUUUGCCUUGCUAUAUUCAUUUGCGACCAUCUCUGGUGAUGGAAACCUUGUCAGGCAAAUGGAGAAUCCACUACUCACGAUGCAUACAGUGAGAACUAAUACAACUCUUCAGGCAGGAGAACCAACAGGGCUCUUCUCAUACCUUUAUGCAAGACAAGCAUUGUUAGAUGGAUACUUGCCUCAUUUCUUCUACACUUAUCACUAUUUUGCCACAUCACAACAGCUGCUAGACUUCAUCACCAGUCGCUUUUUGUUCGCUUCCAAGCAAAAGUUGCGGAAUGAAGAAGAUGAUUUGGCAUUGUCAAUCAUCGCCAGAACAUGCUUUAUAGACAUUCUUCAUGUAUGGGUGGAAGGGUUCUUUGAUGUGGACUUUAAGCCUUAUCCACAGUUUCUUCAUGAACUUCUGUUGUUUGUGUCCGACCAGAUGGUACCUGUUGAGCAGCAGAGCAAGUUUCUGCUCCAGCUUCUUGAGCGCAGGCAGCAAGAUGCGUCAAAUGGGUUGACGUCAGUUGCUGCUAGGGUUCAAAACUCAGAGAGCAGUUUACCUACAAUCACCAAACCUUUGCCUUUACCGUGGCAAGUACCCAACAGCUCACACAGCGACAAGAGCGGUGGUUUCAAAGCGAGUCUAAUGGCUUGCUUUGUCCGCAAGCCCAGCAAGCAGCAGGAGCCGAUGGCCUACACCCCGGCACCCCAUGCUCCAAGGGAGGGUUUUCACAUGGGUGACCAUACCUCGCAGACCAUAGCUCACGUCUUAACUCUCAUCCAGCAGGCUUUAUUCAUCCAAGUUCACCCCAUCCACUUCCUGAACUCCCGCUGCCAUAGCAUCAGUGUCAAAGACACUGCAAAGUCUCCUUACUCUCUUCAGCUCCAGCCUACUCCUUCCUCAAAGACCGAUGGAGACGGAGUGGAAACGAAGAGCCUCUUUGCCGAGAAGGUCUUUGAAGGGAAGGAGAUCAGGGACCUGUUGGACCUGGGCCAGGUUGUUUCUCAUUGGGUCUCAGCGGAGGUGGUGUCUUCUUCUUCAGCCAAGGCUCAAGUGGCUCUCUUGAGCAAGUUUAUAUCUGCAGCCAAGACGUGCUUUGAACUCCGCAACUUUGCAUCCUGCGUUCAGAUCUUGGAUGGAUUAGACAAUGUCAUAGUGAGACAAGUGCCAGCGUGGCGUGACCUGCCUUCCAAGGUUGUAACCAUCUACGAGGAACUCAAUGCUUCCAGGGUUCUCCUACAAGGGGACAGCGAAUACCUGAUGAAGGGCGAGAAGACCAGUCCGACCCUCCCGGCUACCCUUCUCUUCCUGCUUCAUGUGCAACAGCUUGAGAUAGGUGGAUUCCAGCUCACCAACGGCAUGUUCAAGUGGAACAAACUAAGAUCGAUAGCCAAGCUUGUUGAUGAGAUCCGUAUCUUCCAAGAAGCCUCAUAUUCCUUUGAUGUGGAGUCAAGCUUACCAGGACAACUCAAACAACGCAUGGACGAGUUCAGUAGUCAGGACAUACACGUCUUGGCUGCACGGCAUAGCUCUAAUUACCAUCAACUCUCGUCUGAUAAGGGGCGCAAGUUUACCUCCACGUUUCAGAAGAUGAGAGCUGGUCUUCACUAGAU
This is a messenger RNA of Lytechinus variegatus (green sea urchin), 7747 nucleotides long. RefSeq lists its product as uncharacterized. The record is from RefSeq and is a predicted model, not a curated record. The coding region runs from base 399 to 7745 and encodes 2448 amino acids. Gene Ontology annotation, biological process: small GTPase-mediated signal transduction. The transcript has 18 exons. Gene Ontology annotation, molecular function: guanyl-nucleotide exchange factor activity. NCBI's taxonomy places the organism in Eukaryota, Metazoa, Echinodermata, Echinoidea, Temnopleuroida, Toxopneustidae.